Molecule: messenger RNA, 1494 nt
Organism: Lasiodiplodia theobromae
Lineage: Eukaryota; Fungi; Ascomycota; Dothideomycetes; Botryosphaeriales; Botryosphaeriaceae
Product: Betaine aldehyde dehydrogenase
Exons: 2
Coding region: 1-1494 (497 amino acids)
Molecular function (GO): aldehyde dehydrogenase (NAD+) activity
Source: RefSeq, a predicted model, not a curated record
AUGUCCUACGCAACCCGCCAGCUGUUCUGGGACGGCAAGCCGCAGCCUGCCUCGUCCGGUCAGACCUUCCAGAGCAUUGACCCCUCCACCAACCAGCCCAUUGCCACCAUCCAGCAGGCCGCCCAUGCCGACAUUGACGCCGCCGUGGCCUCUGCCCAGAGUGCCUUUGCUUCCUGGGCCUCCACCCCGCCCAUCCAACGUGCCCGCAUCCUCCUGAAGGCUGUGCAGCUUCUCCGCGACCGCAACGACGACAUUGCCCGCCAGGAGACUCACGACACCGGCAAGGCUUACAGCGAGACCAGCACCGUCGACGUCAUCACCGGCGCCGAUGUGCUCGAAUACUUUGCCAACAUGGUGGCCGGCGGCGGGCUGAACGGCGAGACCGUCCGCCUGCGCGACGAUGCCUGGGUCUACACCAGCAAGGACCCCGUCGGCGUGUGUGCAGGCAUUGGCGCCUGGAACUACCCCAUUCAGAUUGCCCUCUGGAAGUCGGCUCCCUGUCUCGCGGCCGGCAACACCAUGGUAUACAAGCCUUCUGAAUUCACCCCGCUGCACGGCGAGACUCUUGCUCAGAUCUACACCGAGGCCGGCGUUCCUCCGGGCGUCUUCAACAUUGUCCAGGGCGCCGGUGAUGUUGGCGCUUACCUCACCGCCCACCCGGGCAUCUCCAAGGUCUCCUUCACCGGCCAAGUCAGCACCGGCCAGAAGGUGGCUGCUUCUGCUGCUGGCGGCAUGAAGUACGUAACCAUGGAGCUCGGCGGCAAGUCUCCGUGCAUCAUUCUGCCCGACUGCGACGUUGAGGCUGCUGUCGACGGUGCGAUGAUGGCCAACUUCUUCAGCACCGGCCAGGUCUGCACCAAUGGCACCCGCGUCUUCGUCCCGGAGUCCAUGCUCCCUGCUUUCGAGAAGACGCUCCUGGAGAAGAUCCAGUACGUUCGUCCCGGCGACCUCUUCGACAUGAACACGAACUUCGGCCCGCUCGUCAGCGAGGUCCACUACAAGAAGGUCAUCUCCUACAUCAAGCACGGGCAGGAGGUCGACAAGGCCAAGCUCCUCUGCGGUGGUCCCGACGCGCCCCAGAACCUGCCCGAGAACCUCAAGAACGGCUUCUGGGUCCAGCCUACCGUCUUCACUAACUGCACUGACGACAUGAAGAUUGUCAAGGAAGAGAUCUUCGGUCCCGUCAUGAGCAUCCUCACCUACAAGACCGUCGACGAGGUCGUGCGCCGCGCCAACGACACCCCGCUUGGUCUUGCCGCUGGUGUUUUCACCAAGGACAUUAACACGGCGCACAAGGUCAUCCAGCAACUCCAGGCCGGUAUCACCUGGAUCAACACCUGGGGCGAGAGCCCGGCCGAGAUGAGCGUCGGUGGCUGGAAGAGCAGCGGUGUUGGCGUUGAGAACGGCCGCAAGGGUCUUGAGGCCUGGGUCAAGAACAAGAGCACUCUGGUCGAUAUGAGCGGCCAGGUUCCUACCGUCUUCUCCAAGUUGUAA